AGAAUAGGUUAUUUUGCUAAUAGUAGCGAGCCUAAUCUGCGUAAACUGGCAGCGGGGAGUGAACGAGUGAAAACCAUUUAUUUGCUUUUUUGAAGGAAAUCUUUCCAAUCGUGAAAAAUUUCUCAGUUGAGGCAGCCAAAUUUUUGCUAAAAAUAACAUUUUGUUUUGUUCACGAAGGGCAACAUUCAUUCAGUGAAAUAUUCUUGCGUACUUUCGCUGAGUAUUUUGGGAGACACAACAAUUGACAACAGAGGCUGUUUUCGAGUAAACAGAAAAUUUAGUCCGUUUUAUUGCAACUGAGUUUAUCUACGAAGUGAAGUGAACAAGUGAUUUCAUCUGAAUUUCAGACUAGUGUCUUGUGCAAAUCUAGAAAUAUAAAUAAAACUGUUUAAACAUCUGUACAGUGGCUUAGUGAAAGCAAAGUGCUAGAGUUAAAACACGUGUAUUUUCUCCCAGAGUCAAAAAUGGAUUGCAUUUUUCCAGCCCCAAAUUCUGCAUCAAUUGAUGAAAUGAGGGAGGUUGCAGCGAGAAUAUGCCGUGACUACUUACAUGGUGCUUGGAAGACGGUGAAUGCUGAAGAUAUAAAAUUUCGAAGAAUCAGUGGGGGUUUAUCCAAUUUCUUGUACUACGUUAGCUUACCAGAUGGCUUUGAUAAUAACAACUCUGCCUCCACAAUUUCUCAACAAUCGAUAAAGCGGCUUCGAAGGGAUAGUUCACAACAGGAAGGCGAACCAAAAGAGGUACUUUUGAGAAUUUAUGGGCAAUCACAUGGCGAUUCGGCAAUGCUUACCGAAUUAGUUGUUUUCACAUUGCUCAGUGAACGUAAUCUGGGUCCAAAAUUACAUGGGAUCUUUCCCGGCGGCCGCAUUGAACAGUACAUACCGGCAAGACCACUUAAAACGGGUGAACUAGCGAAACCAGGCAUUUCAAUGAAAAUUGCAGCCAAAAUGGCAAAGAUUCAUUCAUUGAACCUACCAAUUUCCAAGGAGCCCGAGUGGAUGUGGAAAUCAAUGGGCCGAUGGCUGAAGAAUAUCAAAACCGUUUUCGAAACAACAAAACAUGAUUGCUCACCUCAUAACCGUGAUAUCAUCCAAGAAAUCCGUAAGACUGAUCUGUCGAAGGAAGUCGAAUGGCUUAAGUCUGUGAUUGAAAGUUCCAAUUAUCCUGUGCUAUUCUGUCAUAACGACCUUCAGGAGGGUAAUAUCUUAGUCAAAGGACUUCCAGAGUCAGAUGAAAGGCUAAUGCCAAGAGAUACUCUCAGUAGUGAACAUGGUGCUAUGGCAAAUGGUCACACACGACCAAGGAGAAACGACAUUGAGGCUUAUGAUAAUGGUAGUAAGGAUAUACUGAAUGGAAAUAUCAGCGAAAACCUAAUAAUCAAUGGUGCUAGUGAAGUCGUAUCGGCUGAUGCAUCUAUGAUCAACGGCAUCCAGCUUGAUGAUGAUGAAGAGGACUGUGAUCUAGAAUUGAUAAUUAUCGACUACGAAUAUUGUGCCUAUAAUUAUCGAGGAUUUGAUAUUGCGAAUCAUUUUGUUGAAUGGACAAUAGAUUACACAAGCAAGGAGUUCCCCUAUUUUUACCAUAGCGUAAAUAAAUACCCAACAAUAAAACAGCGUGAAGAUUUCAUAGUACAAUACUUGAGAACUAUCAAGGACUCAGAUACCUACGUUCCUAGCCAAGAGGAACUAGAUGAAAUAAAUGAAGAAAUUAGUUGCUUCACAAUGGCGUCACAUCUGUUUUGGGCACUGUGGGCGAUCGUAAACGUUCAUCAAGUAAUUGAAUUCGGCUAUUGGGAUUACGCAUUAUCACGACUGAGAGAAUAUUUGGUAAAAAAGAAGGAAUUCAUCAGCUUGUAUAGGGCUCACAAACCACUGGAUCCUAAAUAAGCGACAAAAUAAUGAUUAAGGAAGGAAUAUUCUACACAAAUGUUACCACAUCAGUAGAUUCCCUUCCGAUUCAUGAUUUCGGUAACGAAGCAUGAAUCAUCCAACAUCACAUACAGCAUACGAGAGAAACGUGAUACGAAAAAUCAUAAAAUACUACAUUACAUUUCCGGAAAGCAAGAUUGAACGGAAGUAGACUCGAUAGCGGAAAGGAGUGAUUGAAUACAAUGUGGAAAAGUGAAUGGAAGAUGAAUUAAUUAUCUUUAACAUAAACGGCGCUUAUAAUAUGAUUCGAAUUCGGUUUUCAAAAUACGAUGUCGAAAUGUCGCUUUUUAAAAGCAUUGCUGGACAUCUAUUUUGUACAAUAUUAAUUAGUUAAAAUUAUUUAUAUUGAAAAAUUUUGAAAAGUACGGAAAUAUAAUGGAAAUCCAAAAAUAAAAAUAUUUAAUUUCUUGUAAACAAACAUAUGUACUUAAGCUAAAAAUCGAAUAAUCAUUAGAAACACAAUAUCCUGUAAAUAUCAUAUUCACCGUUCUCGCCCGUUCAACAAAAUUACAUCUGAAAUCGUUACAACUUCCAUUACAACUAAGGAAAUAUACAAAGUAAGAGAAAUUAUAGCGAUUCAAGUUAAGAUACAUAACAGACAGAAAUAUAACAGCUGUCGUGGUUAUCAUGAUUAUUAUAUUAUUCAUGUGGAUCUCGCUUAUAAUCAGUCAUUUUUCAAAAAAUUAUCACAGCGUCUAAGAUCUCAUUUGAAAUGAAAACAUCACCCAUUAAAUGAAUUUACAUAAACAAAGGUUAACAUUGGAAAUGUGAACUUAACUACGAUAUAUUAUGAGAGGCAACGAGCCAGUGUAUUAAGCAUUAUCUUAAAAUGUUUUAGAAUUGAAUAAAUUAAAACAUUCGCACUGAUUCCUUUCAAAUAUGGUUGCGUUCUUUGCAACGAUUAAAAACAUUCUCAGCACACAGAAAAAAGUCAAACCAAGCUUUAAUAGGCACAGAAAAAAUAGACAGAAUUGUGCAACUAAAACUUACUAAACAUUCGCGGUGUUCCGAUUGGUGCUCAGUGAAUACUUGGUUGCAGUUAAUUCCAAAUUAAAUAUCAUUUUCGCGAAAAACUAUCUAAGCCAGGUCAUAAUUUUAAUUUCUCAUUUAACAGUUGCUUUUACAAUUUUUAUAAACUUGAAAAGAUACCUUGAAGGCAAGUAACUAUGUAUAUCCGAUAAAGUCUCGGCCAAGGAGACAAGAAAGUUAAUAACGCGGUGAAACACCUAACGCAUAAUAUUCUACAUAUUGUAUUAAACUUUAAGUUGAAAUAUUUAAAAUUAAGUUUAAUUAAUAUGACAGAAAAUGUAUGAAGAUUCUUUUCAUUUAGAAAAGAGACUUAUUGAUUUCGUUUUUUAUAUUAUUUAAGAUCUGAAUAAAUGUUAUCUUCUACAA
Messenger RNA from Hermetia illucens (black soldier fly), 3323 nucleotides. Its product is annotated as choline/ethanolamine kinase. The record is from RefSeq and is a predicted model, not a curated record. The coding region runs from base 465 to 1886 and encodes 473 amino acids. Lineage: Eukaryota; Metazoa; Arthropoda; Insecta; Diptera; Stratiomyidae. The transcript is spliced from 9 exons. Gene Ontology annotation, cellular component: cytoplasm. Gene Ontology annotation, biological process: CDP-choline pathway; phosphatidylethanolamine biosynthetic process. Gene Ontology annotation, molecular function: ethanolamine kinase activity; choline kinase activity.